Messenger RNA from Paramisgurnus dabryanus, 4194 nucleotides. The record is from RefSeq and is a predicted model, not a curated record. Lineage: Eukaryota; Metazoa; Chordata; Actinopteri; Cypriniformes; Cobitidae.
UCCAAGGACUUCCGUUUGUGUUCAUUAACGAUAUUUAUUUCUCUCACAUUAAAUCAUCAGUUGACAGAGACACGCGAUGCCCAGUCAGACUCUGCGUCCCAGACUGUGCGUCCUGGAGAAGGGAGAGAAUGGAUACGGCUUCCACCUUCACGGAGAGAAGGGCAAAACCGGACAGUUCAUCCGCCUGGUCGAGCCCGAUUCCCCCGCCGAGUUCUCAGGUCUGCGCGCGGGCGACAGGCUCGUGUUUGUUAAUGGAGAGCGCGUGGAGACCGACAACCAUCAGCAGGUCGUGGCACGGAUACGCGCGACCGCCGGUAACCUCGAGCUCAUAGUUGUGGAUAUGAACACCGAUCAGCUGCUGAAGAAACACGGGCUGAUAUGCGUGAAGGAGUUUGUCACGGAAGGAGUUCCGGUGCCUGAGUUUGAUGAGCCUGAGAUUGACGACAAGAAGGAGGUGAUGGGAAACGGCCAACCGGGAGACAGUCCGCCGCCGGUGCCGGAGAGAAACGUGGAGAUCAUUCCCGUCUACAUUUAUUCACGGGAAGAACACAGAUCAUCAGUGAGCUCGGAAACGGACUGUAAACAUCAGCUCAGGCCGAGGCUCUGUGUUAUUAAGAAAGGCCCCAAUGGCUUCGGCUUCAACUUGCACAGUGAUAAAUCCAGACCGGGCCAGUACAUCAGAGCUAUAGAUGAGGACUCGCCAGCAGAGAUGUCCGGUCUCAGGCCCAAAGAUCUGAUAAUACAGGUGAAUGGGGUUUCAGUGGAGGGGAAGCAGCAUUCUGAGGUGGUGGCUGCUAUCAAAGCCGGUGGAGAAGAAACAUCUCUGCUGGUCGUAGAUCCUGAUACAGAUGCUUUCUUUAAGAAAUGUAAAGUGACGCCCAAUGCAGAGCACAUCACAGGACCAUUACCUGAACCUGUGCUUAACGGGAACAUGGAGAAUAAGGUUAAUGGAAAUGUGGCCAAAGAAGUGGUGCUGAAGGACUCCAAGGUAUCAGUCAGUCCAUCCCCAUCCAAUUCAUCAUCCAUUACCUCUCUCACGACUCCGCCCACUGGGACUCCGCCCCCUGAGGCUGUGGAGGAGUCUAUCGUAAAUGCCAUACCAGAGCUGAAUCUGUCUCUACAGCAGGUAAAGGAACGCGCUCACCAGAAACGCAGCAAUAAGAGAGCGCCACCUAUGGACUGGAGCAAGAAAAAUGAACUGUUCAGUAACUUAUAAACCUCUCGUAGCUAUAGACAUCAUGUUUUUUUUAAAGAGUAGAUAUAAAGGCGGAGUGCAUGAUUUCUGAAAAACGCUUUGGAUGAGGGAGUCGGGCUGACUACCAAAACACACCAGUAGCCAAUCAGCAGUAAGUUGGGUGUAUACUAAACGACAUUGUUGUCUGGGUUGUGUAUGGAUGGUCCAGAUUUUAUCAGGGUAAGGGCGUGUUUGUUUAGGUGAUUUCAAAUGUCAACAUUGGCUUUCAGAGAUCAUGUACCCUGCCUUUAAUGAGGUUUAAAGCAGUCGACUCAGUAUGAUAUAUAUGAACGGUGUGUAUAUCCUGUAUACACACAGAUUUAUAUUGUAUUCAGAAGAUAUAUUUUACUAACAUCAGAUUUUUAGUAAACGGAGCAAACAGAAUGUAAAAGUCUACAACUGUGAUGUAUUACAAUCAAUGGCUGUGUUUGGAAUGAAAUACUAACUUAGGGUGUUUUCACACCUAGUUCGCUUGAGCGAGUUCAGGGUGUAUAUGUGAACAAACCGAGUGAUGUCAGACCCCCUUAAAAGGACCUAAAAGUGAACCGAACACAGACCAUGUCCGAAGGUGGUUUGAGUAUGGUUGAGUAUGCAUAGAAAGCUGGGGUCUGAGUUCUUAUGAAGUUGUGAUGUGAACAAGAAAGGGUAUGAGAUCACUUCUAGUCUGAAGAGGACCCAAAAAAAGAACUGGGUCCUCGUUUGAGUCCACUAUAUUGUGAACACCAAAAGGAUUGAGGUCACAUUCGGCUAAUUCACUUUAAGUGAACUGGAUUUGGUUCUUUUAAAAUGAACUAUAUGUGAAAACACCCUACACUACCAAUAUUAUAUGGUGUACAUAUAAUGUAUACUGCCCGUUAUGUUUUUUAUGAAUUUGUAGAGUCAUUAAAGAAAAAAAACUUUAUCACACUGGAAUUGAAGGUCGACCACAUUGCAUUACGGGAUACAUCAAUACUGUAUGUGCUUCGUAAUACAGGACAUAUUUUGGAUAAAAAACACAGCAUCAUUGUAUUCAAUACAUAUAUUCACAUACUAUGGAUGGACUAGGGUUGCAAAGCGACAUCUGCUUCCGUUUUAGGUCAAUUUUCCACGGGAAUCUUGGGAGUUUUGGAAAUAUUCAAUAUUGGAAAAUUAUUUGGAAAUGUAUAUAAACUAGGGCUGUCAAAAGAAUAAUCAUGAUUAAUCACAUACACUAUAAAAUUCUUUGUUUGCAUAAUAAAAGUAUUCAAUUAAAUUUUAUUUGUAUAGCGCUUUUCACAAUUGUUAAUUGUUUCAAAGCAGAAAUUACAUGAAUAGAUGUAGGGGAAAAACACAGUAUAAUCGAUAGAUAGUAUAAGAAGCAGAAUACAGUGGCUAAGAAUAAACCGUACAAGCGAGCGUAGUAAUAAUGUAACGUAUACAGUAAAGUGCUAAGUUAAGCCAAUGUUGGCAGACUCUCCAUGGGAUGAAAAACCCUGUGGGAAAACUCCUAGAAGGACAAAAACCCUUAAGAGAGAUUAAUAUAUAUUUACAUAUAUAAACACGGUAGGGAUAGGAAGCGGGUAAGCAGAUUAAACUGGUUCAGCCGGUGGUCGUUGGUCAGGCAUCGGCUGGGCAUCACGUUGAAGGAGAGCCAGUAGAUCAGUGGUGUGAUGACUUUCACAGCAGCAGGAACUGGGUCUGUUUGUCUCAUUGUCCUCGGGGUCGAGGGCCGAGACAGGAAGAGAAAAACAGAAUCCUAUUAGCGUAGGGGCCGUUCGCAUGUAAUGCAAGUGUCAUACAGUAUUGUGGUUUAAAAUCAGCUCGGUUCCAGACAGGCUACCUAUUGCGGCAUAAGUAUAUUACCCAGAUGAGUUAUGUGAAUGCUUUGUUCUAGAAAACUAACUAUUGCGGGAUAGGUACAUUUACUUGACAUUUUAUGAGAAUGCUUUGUUAAAGAAGAAUGUCUUAAGUUUAGAUUUAAAGUGAUCGACUGUGUCUGACACUCAAACAUUAUUUUUUGCUAGGAUGUGAGCAGAUGUAAAGCUGGGUAUCGUCCACAUAGCAGUGAAAACGUAUGUUAUGUUUCCUGAUAAUGUCUCCUAGAGGUAACAUAUAUAACGAGAACAGGAUAGGACCUAAAACUGAUCCCUGCGGUAUACCGUAUUAAAACAGGGAGUGAUAUGACUGUGUGAUAUGAGUGUGUGUUUACUGUGUGUAUAUACAAAUACACACAUAUGAAUUUAAGAAAAAUUUUAUAUAGGUAAAAAAAAUAUAUAUUUAUAAAUAUAUAAUCGCAAAUAUAUUUAUAAUAUAAAAUAUAUCAAAAUAUUUCUUAAAUACAAACAUUGUGUGUAUUUAUAUAAUUACACACAGAGCACAAACAUAAAUUAUGCAAAAAACUUUUAUUUUGUAUGCAAUAAAUUGCAUUGAAUCUAUUGACAGCCAUGUCAAAACCCUAUUAUAUGCAACUCCCAGUUUAUUCCCAUGGAAAGUUUCCAGCAACCCUAUUGUGGACACUAUACACAAACAUGACUAUAGUGUGUUAGUAUGUUAUUCCAUAUGUAGCCAUUGUAUCUAAUCUACUGUGUGUGUGGUAUUUUAAGCAGAUGUGUGUUUGUGUGUGUACAGCUGUAUAGGGUUGGAUGCGUGAUCGUGCUGUACAGGGGUGCAAGUGAAUUACCAAACAAUGCAGUUUAACUUUUAUUCUUUAUAGCUGUUCCCAUCCUUAACCUCAAGUCUCUGUUGAGACACAUUUCAUUUCUGUAAUGGACCAAAUGAAGACUGUAGAUAGAAACGCAUCUUAUUGUCAGCCAAUGAGUUAAUUUGUUAACUAUGAAAACAGAUCAUAUACUGUAGGUAUUUCAGCAGGUUUCUUUUUUAUAUCUAGAUUUAUCCACAUAUGUACAUGCUAUUGUGUAAUACUGCAUUUUCAAUCACUGUGAUGAAUUAAUUCUUGUAUGUGUGCACAUGUGUAUGUUAUUUUUUUCUACGUAAUUUCAAUA